Molecule: messenger RNA, 5460 nt
Organism: Plasmodium cynomolgi strain B
Lineage: Eukaryota; Apicomplexa; Aconoidasida; Haemosporida; Plasmodiidae
Product: gamma-tubulin complex component
Exons: 2
Coding region: 1-5460 (1819 amino acids)
Biological process (GO): microtubule nucleation; spindle assembly; cytoplasmic microtubule organization
Cellular component (GO): gamma-tubulin complex; centrosome; equatorial microtubule organizing center
Molecular function (GO): microtubule minus-end binding; gamma-tubulin binding
Source: RefSeq, a predicted model, not a curated record
AUGAUCCACGAAAUCAUACUUAGCCUUAUAGGCCAAACGGGGGACAUCAUAAUUUUAGCGGAUAAAAGGAGAAAUAAAACGAAGAAGGAAAGUAACUUAAAUAUAGAUGAAUACUGCUUUGAAGUAAAUAACAACAUUCACAUUUUUCUAAACUCAGAAAUAAAAAUAAUCAACGACAUUGUACAGUUAGGUUACUACUUUUACGUGAUGAAUAUCUUCUGCUUGCUGGUUAAAAAGAACACGAUUUAUAAAAACCUAACGCACGUACACAAAUUUAACAAGUUAAGUGAAGAGAGAAAAGGAAAGAAGGGGAAAGGUGGAACGAGAGAAAGGCUGCAAAGAGAUGAAGACAUCUCCAGCACUGCAAGUUCCUCGUCAAACAGUUCCUCAUAUGAAUCAUCUUCUGACAACGAAUCGGAAGACAGUAAUCAUUUGAACAAUUCUCAUCAGAAAAGACAAUACGAAAAAAAAAAACAAAUAGAUAACUACUUUGGUGUAAUUUUAAAAAACAUCAAAAGCUUAAAUAGUGUAAGUCCGUAUGGGUACUACGCAAAUGGUAUAGGCAACGAAAUAAGUAAAUUCAUGAGGAGGUAUAUGAAAAAAAUUAGCGAGAUCGAAGAAUACAUAAAUAACAACAGCAACACCCCAUUAACACAAAUUUUAACCAUGUUAGAAAAAAAGAGAGAAGAAAUUAUCAUAAUUAUAAACAUUAUAAAAAAUUAUCUAGAAUUUCAAAAGAAGGAAGAACAAAAUGUGCUGGAAGGAGAAAGUAGAAACAAAACAAAAGAAAUUAUGGAUUACCUAUACGAAAAUUGUUUGAACGGCAAUUCACGAAUUAAAGGUAUAUAUCACAGGUAUUUCAAAAAUUUGGGGAAAAUCUUACUCCAUCAAAUAUUUUCCUGGAUACUUUAUGGCCAGCUGCUAGACCCGUAUUACGAAUUUUUUAUCCAAAAAAGGCAAUUCAUCUACUCUGAUGAUAAGAAAAUUUUUCUCUCCCCCGAAGAGUUGUACGAAAAUUUAACAUUAACCAAUGUCCAGAGCUUAAAUUUUGAAUGGAACUACUUAUUCUUUCAAUCUGUUUCAAAUUUGCCUGAUUGCUGCCUAGACAAGGUAGUUGGUCGUAAAAUCCUCUUCAUAGGGAAGUCAAUUCGCAUACUAAUUAGGAGCAAUAAAUGGAACACCAGCGAUAUUGUAAAGCUUUUCGCGAUCACCAAGAUUUUGUCCAAAGCUUUUGAUGAAGCUUCGCCAACUGCGGGGUAUGAAGAAAUUGGAAAUUUGGAGCAAGUGACCAGUCCGAUGAAGCCUUACAACGGUGUAGGAAGCGAACACGGGCUGAACAGGACAAGCGGUGUGGGUACUCGUAAUAAAGAUGAAACGAUAAAUUUGUACUGUAAAGAAAUAUUCGACAUUACUAUAGAAAAGAUAAGAAGCAUCAUAGCAUACAAGUUGUGGAAAUACAUAGUCAAGGACAUCAAUUUGAUUAAAAUUUUCGAUUUGUUUAGGGAUAUUUAUUUACUGAACAAUGGAGACUUUUAUGAUUAUUUUUUAGAAAAGUCCUGGUCUCUCAUGCAUACCCCCCCGAAUUCGAAAAAUGAAAUUCUGCUGAAAGUGCUGGCAUGGAAAAACUCAUCCCUAUCAGUAGAAGAGUACUGCAAAGCCAAGUAUGAAAAUAAAAAGGACAAAUUAAUUUUGGAGAAAUAUGAAGAUGACGUACUAUUUGGAGAGGACAACGGGGACUUAAAUGAGUCCACCUUUUUUAAUAGCACAAAUGGAUACCAUUUUGACAGUGACAACUCGGAAAAUAUUAUUUCGAAAUAUUUCUACCCAAGAAUAUCUUACAAAAAAUUCUCGUACGAUUCUUUCGAAAGAGAAAAGUAUGACAACUUGGUACUAGGUGGCAUGUGCUAUAUAUAUGACAAAAAGAUCAUUCUAAAUGAUUUUUACAAGGGUAUACAGACUUUGAGCAAAAAAAAGUACUACGAUUAUGAUAACGUGUUCAGUGUGUGCAUCAACAAUUAUCGACAACAGAUACUGAGGGGGUUCAAGCACGGCUUUGAUUUUUCUGUAAAUUUUAACAAUUUUUUCGAUAACAAAUUUGCCGACAUAGGUAGUAAUAAUGGGACAAAUGUGAAAGGGGGGGCUGUGAGUGGUAAUGCUAAACAGGAUUCUGCAGAUGAGAAUUUCCUGGUCGGCUGCUGCUUCGCUUUGGUUAUCCAUUCAAUGAAGAACCCCCUGCUUUACAAAACGGACGUGCUGCACAGCUCCUUGGGAUACUGGGGAUCUCUGGGGGAUUGCCUUUCUGUUGAAAUAAAAGUAAAAUUUUACGAAAAGGAGAAUGGCGCACAGGAGGAUGCUUCCUCGGAACAGCAAACAGGUAACCCUGUUCAGUAUGGGGACAACCACAACAAUGUAGUACUUGGCGAUGUCGAAGUGGAGGUCUCUCUCUACAUUGGGGGGAAAGGCAUAUCCUCCUUUGUCCACAACAGCAACAGCUACACAGUGGACUACGCCAGGGAGUCCAUCCUGAACAACAAACUUUGGGCAGACAAUGUAAACCACGAAAAGAAGAGGCUAUACGAAGAUAUGGAAAACGAUGAAGGUUACUUACGGAAGAGGAAUGCCAACAGUGCAGAUGCAGCAAAUCAGGAUGACCUGAUGAAUGAACAUGUGGAAGGAAAUUAUGACGAAGCUAUAAAACAACCGGUGCUGAAAAUACAGAGUAAUAAACAGACAUUUUAUAAUAUAAAUAAAAACACGUUAACAAAAUUCCGGGUGCGAAUUAACUGCCUGAAGCAUUCCUUUAGUGUGUACAUACAAAAACUGGAUGAAUAUAACCUCCAACUGAAUAACCCGAAAAAUAAAAUUAAGCCAAUUAUCCAUAUAAGAGCACUAGACAUGACGCAAGCCUUCACCCUCGACAUUGGAAAUGGCUACAUAGGAUUUUAUACCUGCCCCAUUUUAUUUAAACAUAAGUUGCUGAAAAAGAAGGACAAACUGAAUGAGUGGUUUAAACAGUUCUACAGUGAGACGCUGAAUGUCCGCUCGGCCAUUUACAAGAAGAAUUUUUUUAACAUGGGGGACGAAAAGAAUAAGGAAGCGAUACAAAACGAAAUGAGAAAUAUCAACAAAAUGAUUCUGUACAGAAAUGGGAAUAACCAGAAGAAGGGGAAAUUGGACCCAGAGAUGAUCAGCUGCAAUAGGGAUAAAAUGAAAAAUGCGCUUCUGUUCAGUUCUUAUGACUGCUCAGUGGAAAUAUACAAAUGGUUCCAUCAGUCUUACAAGUCCCCAAUAGAGAUUCCCGAAAUUGACAUAGACAACGAAACACUGAUAUUUUAUGACAAGCAGAUAAAUAAGAACAUACAAAUUCAUAGUGGACUGAACUUGUGGAAUAACAUAGAGAUAUAUUUCAAACUCACUUGGCCAAUAGCUCUGAUUAUCAAUACGAGUACCAUCUACACGUACAAUUCAAUUUUCCAGUUUCUUUUCCUCCUGGGCAGAAUUUAUUACAAUUUAAAAAUUUUAUGCUACCAUAAUAGAUAUUUGUAUAAGUAUUUGAAUUUUAAAAAAGGGAGGCUGUUAUUUUCUCACUUGUUUUCGAUUAGAUAUAAAAUGCAAUUUUUUUUUUUCCAUUUGAUUAAGUAUUUGCAAGAGGACAUCAUUAAUUACGAAUACAAGUUGAUGAUUACACAAAUUCACAAAUCGAAAGAUUUUGAGUACACCAAGUCGAUUCAUGACUUAUACAUUUCGCAGGUAGCCACCAAAUGCUUUUUACGGGUUCAAGAUAUAACGAACCCUUUGCUGGAGCUGAUAGACACGUCCUUCAAAUUUUGCUACUUUUUCCAGUGCCUAAUAGAAAACGAGUUGUUCACAGAUAUACUAAACUACGAACUCGUGGAUGAGCAGGAGAAAAACAAAACAAAAAAAGGAGACAUGGCAGAAGCAGACGACGAGCAACAUAAUGAUAACCAUGAAGAGAAGGAUAAUGAUUUAAAUCAAGUUAUUGAAAAGUUACUACAAUAUAAUGACACCUUUAAUGAAAAGCUAGUCAGUGUCAUGAAUGAAAUGGUCAACAUAAGCUCCAACAGCAACCACGCCUACCUUGUUCACUUUCUAACUACCCUAGAUUUUAACAAUUAUGUAACGAAGAUAAAGGACUCUGUGGCGAAUGCUAAAUCGGUUGGUGCUUCCCUAACAGAGAGCGGAACCCAAAAUGAGCAAAUGCAACAGGGCUCUCCGAUCGCGGGAAGUAAAUCGGACCUCGGCAACGCGGUGGGUAGCAGUCUAGUAAGCAGCAGCGUGGGUGAUAACAAACGGGACAGCAACAAAAGGGAUGACCAAAAAAUGGAGUACACAGGCAUUGAGAAUGUGAACUCGAGCGAUAAUUACUACGCAGGGGGGAAAGAAAAUUACGCGAACAGACUACUAAGUGGCCUAUCGCACCGCAACAGUGGGGUGGACUACACGAAUGAGGCGAACCAACUUGGUAGUAAUAAAGAUUUUUUAAAAAAGAGAGUAGUUAACAAGUUCAGCAAUUUGUUGCAUAGCGAUGUUGAGGAGAAGUGGGGCAUGCAGCGCAGCGGCAUAAACCAGUACAGCCGAAUCGGCAUGUCCGAAUCGGUAGACAAAAGCGUUUUAAAUGGAGUUCCCAGCCUCAGCCGCUACGGCAAUGUCGACAGCUACUACGGCAGCGGUAACGACGCCAACUAUGGGAAUGCCGGCAGCUACAUUCGCGGCGGUAUCGCCAAUAACAACUACAACGCGUUAAUUGACAAGUACUCAAACAUAUUGAACAGUUACAUGAACAACAACGGAGGCAGUAACUCCGUUUACCAGAUUUCUCAGAAUUAUAUAAACAAUACUCACGUGGACUCGUACAACGCAUCGUUAGAUGUCGCGAAAUUGAGGCACAUAGGUGACGCUUCCCAUGUGGUAGACGCCGGCAACGCGGGUAACCCGAUCAGCAUGGGCACUGUCCCUGGUGUCUCCAAUUUUAAUGUGCACAGUUUAGACGCAGGAAUGAACAACAACAAUAAUGUACCAGGUUAUGAAAACAGCCUGACAAGCAACAUGAGCAAUCUCCUGCGCAAACUCGACGUAAACAGCAAAUUGAACUUGAAUAGCAAACUCGACUUGGAUAGCAAAUCCAACUUCAGUCAAAAUUUGUUAGGCCCUAACCACGAUGCGCACGGCAAGGCGUCGGCCGAUUUAAACAGCCUCCACGAUUUAAACAUUAAGCAGAAUUUCAACGUGCAAAAUUUGCUGGACAACUACAACUACAGCUAUAAGGGCUUCUCUGAAAACGGCUCCUUCACUAGCCAUAACUUGGACAAGCUCGGCAACGAUAAUAAUCUCACGUCCCAUAUGUAUAACCUCUCCAGUGAGUCUAAUUAUGGCAACAUCCCCCUAAAUGUGUAUCGAAAUGAAAAUAACAACAUAAGUGAACCGGAUCGAGAAAAGUAG